AUGCCUGAAUCAGGAAAAUUUGGAAUGCAAGGUUACAACCUUGUCAAACUAUUGAAAAGAUUAGAAGAUGCUACUGCUAGAUUGGAAGAUGUUACAAUCUACCAAGAAGGGUACUUGCAGUCCAAAGUAAAUGGUAACCGUGAUGAAACUAAAGUGAUCUCUUGCGAUACUGAUGUCAAAUCAGUUGCCUCUGCACAAGUGAGUGAAUCAAAGGCAGAUGCCCAAACCAUUGUAGAAGACCCAAAGGAAGUCAUCCAUUUCAAAAAGUUCAUUCAAGAUAACUUAGUUCCUUUAUCUAAAUUAUCAGAUUCUAUUGAUCCAGUUGUAGCUGAAGCUAUUGAAAUUUUAAAAAGCGCUUUUGACUGUCAAAUUCGAUUAAUCCAAGCUGCAUUAAUCUCAAAGAAACCAGAUUAUUCUUCUGCGGAAUUUGGAAAUGCAUUAAAAUCAUUAAAUGAAUCUGUCAUGAAACUUGGUGAAUUGAAAGAAAAAAAUUUUUCCAACAAAUACAUCAACUACUUAAAUUCAAUUGCUGAUGGAGCUCCAAUUAUAUCGUGGGUUGUAUCAGACACUCCUCUGUCACUAAUUAGCGAUUUCAAGGAUUCUUCUCAAUUUUGGACUAAUAGAAUUUUAAAGGACUUUAAGGAUUCGGACCCUAAUUCUACCGUUUGGGUCAAAGCUUUCCUAGGUAUGUUUAAUGAAUUGAAGGUAUAUGUCAAAGAUUAUUUGACUACUGGCUUAAAAUGGAAAGAAGAUGGUAUAGAAUUCACUGAAGCUUUAUCUCAAUUUAGUUCUGAAACUGAAAACGAAAAGAAGCCUGUCGCUGCUCCUGUCGCACCUCCUGCUCCUUCAGCAGGUGGUCCACCUCCUCCACCUCCACCUCCACCUGCUGCGGUUUUCGAAAUAAAAGAUGAUGCAACAACUGCUAAGGAUGAAGGUGCUGGUAUGGGUGCUGUCUUCCAACAAUUAAAUCAAGGUUCGGACAUUACAAAGGGUUUAAAGAAGGUUGAUAAAUCUCAAAUGACCCAUAAGAAUCCUGAAUUACGUGGUUCUUCAACUGUAGCUGCUAAGGCCGCUCCACCACCUAAACCAAAGAAGCCAUCCACAUUGACAACAAAGAAACCUCCAAGAAAGGAGUUAAGUGGUAACAAAUGGUUUAUUGAAAAUUAUGAAGAUGAAGCUGAUCCAAUUAUUAUCGAAGCUAAUAAAGAUGAAUCUAUUUUCAUUGGUAAGUGUGUUAACGUGUUAUUCCAAAUUAAAGGUAAAGUUAAUGCUAUUUCCUUAAGUGAAACUGAUGGUUGUAGUAUAGUCUUGGACUCUAGUAUUUCUGGGUUGGAUAUCAUCAAGUGUCACAAAUUUGGUAUCCAAGUCGAACAAAGUAUUCCUCAAAUAUCUAUUGAUAAAUCAGAUAGUGGUGCAAUCUAUUUAUCCAAGGAUUCAUUAGAAACUGAGAUCUAUAGUUCUUGUUCAACAUCUAUUAAUGUUAACUUACCAAUUGGAGAAGAUGGUGAUUAUGUAGAGCAUGCACUACCUGAACAAUUCCAGCAUAAAUUUACCGAUGGUAAAUUCAAAUCUAAUGUAUUUGAACAUAUGGCCUAG
Messenger RNA from Maudiozyma saulgeensis, 1596 nucleotides. The record is from the annotation of a GenBank genome assembly. NCBI's taxonomy places the organism in Eukaryota, Fungi, Ascomycota, Saccharomycetes, Saccharomycetales, Saccharomycetaceae.